AGCAGCCGGGGAGGGAGUCGAGCCAUUAGCGAUUAAGGGAGGACUAGCGAGGGGCACGCGGGCUGGGAAGCUCUUGGACCCGCGGAACUACGGUAGAGUUCCGGGCUCGAGGGGCGCUGGAGAAAGGGCAGGACAAGUAGUUCCUCUCAUCUCUCUGGAGUCUUUGAAAAGGAAGGAGGAGUUGGGCUCUUGUUGCUUCUCCCAAGGAAGCCAAUUCCCCUCUCUUAGUCCCGGCCCAGGUUGAUCGUGGUGGUUGUCGGCGGCCGCUGGGCGUUCCCCCGAAGUCCGGGUGCCCGUGCAGUCUGGAUUCCCGGAGCUGGUCACCAUGCCGGGCAGAUUUUAGCUCCCCCAUGGAGCAAACCAACUUCUACGAGGUCGAGUCCCGGCCCCCGAUGAGCAGCCACCUCCAGAGUCCCCACCACCAGCCUAGCAGCGCCGCCUUUGGCUACUCCCGGGACUCGGUCCCUCCUCAGCCUCCCGCAACACCUGCAGCCGCCGCAGCCUCGGAACAGCUGGGUGACAUCUGUGAGAACGAAAACUCUAUCGAUAUCAGCGCCUACAUCGAUCCCGCCGCCUUCAACGACGAGUUUCUGGCCGACUUGUUCCAACACAGCAAGCAGCAGGAGAAAGCCAAAGCUGCCCUGACGGGAGGUGAGUUCGACUAUCCUCCGCAGCCGCAUCCCGCCGGCCACGCCAUGCACGGAGCCCACGGGCCUGGGAGCCACCCCCACGUCUAUGGCUGCAUGGCCGCUGGCUACCUGGACGGCAAACUGGACCCCUUGUACGAGCGCAUUGGGGCCCCGGCCUUGAGACCACUGGUGAUCAAGCAGGAGCCCCGGGAGGAGGAUGAGUCUAAGCAGUUGGCGCUGUCCGGCCUCUAUUCCUAUCAGGCUCAGCAGCAGCAGCAGCAACAGCAGCAACCACCGCCGCCGCCUCCAGCCCACCACCACCACCACCACCACCACCACCCGGCGUCCCACCUCCAGUACCAGAUCGCCCACUGCGGCCAGACCACCAUGCACCUGCAACCAGGGCACCCCACGCCGCCGCCCACGCCUGUGCCCAGCCCUCACCACCAGCCACCGCAACCACCGCACCACCCACAUCAGCAGAACAGUCUACCCCCGGGAGGGGGACUCAAGAUGAUAUCCUCGGACCACCGAGGUAAAUCGAAGAAGUCUGUGGACAAAAGCAGCAGCGAGUACCGAGUGCGUCGGGAACGCAAUAACAUCGCUGUGCGCAAGAGCCGGGACAAGGCCAAGCAGCGCAACGUGGAGACCCAGCAGAAGGUGCUGGAGCUCACGAAUGACAAUGACCGGCUGCGCAAGCGGGUGGAGCAGCUGACUCGGGAGCUGGACACCCUGCGAGGUAUCUUCCGCCAGCUCCCAGAAAGUUCCUUGGUUAAAGCCAUGGGCAACUGCGCGUGAAGAAGCGCUCCCCGCCGGCCAACGUCUCCAGCCCGGACUCCCCGUGGCCCUCAGGCCCUUCGUGGAUUACGUCCUUCGGUCCCUCCCUCCGCACCCACCCAGACACUGGACUGAAGGACGUUACUUCUGGUGGCUGGUGGAGUAUUCUUUUUUUAAUCUUUUUAUUAAAUUUCGGGACAGAUUGAUCUCAAGACUGUCCAAGACAGAACGAGGAAAUUCCGGUGCCAUACACCCAGGCUGGCUUUGAUUCUCUGCUCUCCUCCUCUCGAUCCGACCAGAAUCUCUUUGACUUAGAGAUUUGGCCUUGGAUUGUUGUCUUGAAGCUUCGUUCUAGUAGGAGGGUGGGGAGAAACGGAGGAAGGGGGGUAAGGGUGGGGGGUCGAGAAGGAGGAAGGGAGAGAGAAGCCCGGAAGCCAGGCAGCUCUAGUAUUAAGUAAUAACCCUGUGCCUUAGGAUCGGAGACUCGUCUAAAUAGAAACUGGGAUUCCGAGUGUCUACAGAAUGGAAGGAGGAAACCAAGUGCCUUUGCCAUUUGUUCUUGGGGGUUCUCCAUGUCCCCUCACCCCAAGCCAACCGCCGCCCCAUCUCUGCCCAACUCCUGCUUGGGAGAGAUGCGGAAACCUGGGGAAAGGUCUUGGAAAAUGAAGCUCUAGCUGUCCUGGGACUAGGGUUUAAGAGGACAGGUGGUGGGCCUUGCCUCAUAGUCCAGAGAAGGGAGGGUUAGCGAGAUAGGGGUGAAGAGGAAGAGAAAGGAGUGUGGGGAACAACUGGCUGGGAUGCUGAACCGGAGAAAGGACUUGGGAAUAUUCCGAUGUGAAUAUUACAAAGUCCUUAAGAAGAGAAAGAAACCCCAGUAACUUGGCUUUAAGCCUGUGGUUGCUGCCCCUAGACUUUUGGGAGCCGAGUUUCUGGGCCGAAGUGGGGGUGUUUUCAGACUCAGUCCUGAAGAGGGGUUGGGCAGUGAUCGGCAGGCAGCUUUCACCAUAGGAGGAAUGACUGAGGGACUGAAGUCCUAAGUCAGCAGCAGCUCCCCCCUCCUCCAAGGAAAUGGUAUGUGAAGGGCAGACGGGGUGGAGGAGUCAGGGGACUGACUAGUAAAACUCUCUCCUGGAGGAAGAAAGGGGGGCUGCAAAAUCAAACUCAGAGCAGCAGUAUCUGUAUAUGUCCUGAAGUCCCGAUAAUGCGAAGCUCGGGGAAUAAACCUCCCAUGAGAUGGGGCAGUUAGUUAUGUAUGAGAAGCGGCCAACCCUGUUGCUUUCUCAAUGGAUGGCAAAACCCAGUCCCAGGCUAGGUCCCAGUUGUGCUGGCUAAAAUGGGAUAUAAUGUUGCGAGUUCGUUCAUCACCUUGUUUGUAUUUUUUUUUUCACACAGAUUUCUUUGUUCAAGGGUGGAAGGGAACUCUCCAGAGUCUCCGGCUUCCUCUCCUUUUAUUGUUAUUGUUGUUUUCCUCACCCUGAGGGGUGAAGUGGGAGAAAAGCCAACUACCCUCUACGUCCCUCUUCCCACUGUGACCCCUCCCCCUUUCCCUUGGUCCCCCGGGAACAGCUCCCCGAGUGAUGCAGGGAUAAGGCAAGAGAGGCAGGUCGAGGAUGGAUCCAAGGGUUUAAACCAGAGAAGGGAAUCUUGGAGUUGGCCCGGGCUCCCUCAAGACAAUCAAAGCAAAGAGCUGGGCCCAGGCCUGCAAGCAGAGCCCCACCAUCUCAGUCUAUACCACUACCUCCUGGUAUGGACCUUCUGACAGUCAGGAACUGGUGGGAGAUGGUUUCCAAAGGCACUGACCUCUAGUCAAGCAGCCAAGCCAAGUGCCCAGGGGAAAUUGAGGCAUAGAAGAAUGGGGAGGAGAAGGAAAGGACCAAAUUGUUUUUCUUUGUUGUUUUCUUGGGAGGAUAUUUUGUUUUCCAGAUGUGAUGGUUGGGAGUUGUUAUUGUGUUUUAUGUACAAAAUAUAUAUAAAUAUAUAAAUAUUAUAUAUAUAUAAAUCUCUAUAAAAGUGAUGCUUAUUGUCUUUUUAAAAGCCACAGAGAAGUUAUGGGGGAAAGUUAUCAAGGAUUAGGUGAUUAAUAAACAUUACAUAUUUUUGCUUUGACUGAA
Monodelphis domestica (gray short-tailed opossum) is the source of this 3517-nucleotide messenger RNA. RefSeq names its product CCAAT enhancer binding protein alpha (gene CEBPA). Gene Ontology annotation, biological process: regulation of transcription by RNA polymerase II; myeloid cell differentiation; DNA-templated transcription. The record is from RefSeq and is a predicted model, not a curated record. Gene Ontology annotation, molecular function: RNA polymerase II cis-regulatory region sequence-specific DNA binding; DNA-binding transcription factor activity, RNA polymerase II-specific. Lineage: Eukaryota; Metazoa; Chordata; Mammalia; Didelphimorphia; Didelphidae.